AUGAUCACUAAAAAAUCUCACCAACGCAAAAGUUCAACUCAAGAUUUAGCCAAGCGGUAUAAUUUUGCCUCGAAUUACCUCCCCGUCAGCACUAAAGCGCGAAGGUCUUCGGUAAAGAGAUUGCAUUUUAUCUCUGAACUUGAAAAGUCUACAGCUAUUGACGAGUUUGAGCUACUGGACGUCCUGGGUCAAGGAACUUUCGGCUCUGUGCAUCUUGCACGACACUUGGAUACAGGAGCUGCUGUCGCUAUCAAAAUCUUACUGAAAGCUGUGAUGCUUGAUUUGAGGCAGGAAUCAAACGUUUUAAGAGAGCAGAGCAUUCAUUUGGGACUGAAGCACCCGUUUAUUGCAAAACUCUAUGCGACUUUUCAAGAUAAGGAAGCUCUGUACUUUGUUUUAGAAUUCUGUCCCGGAGGAGAGCUGUAUAACUUGGUGUAUAUGCACGAUGAUAGACACGAAGAGGAAAAUGAAAAGAGUGAUGAUUUAAGUGACGUGGAGAGUAGACAACGUGGUAGCGAAAUAGAUGAGCCUGAGGUUACUGAAUCCGAGUCAGAUGAAGAACAGAGUAGACCAAGUUUUGCGGUAAGUCGCAAUAGGUUGUCAUUAGAUAAGCAUCUUUCGAAACAAGAGUUACGUAGCUCACAUGGAGGACUGUAUGAACGCUAUGUGGCCUUUUACGCAGCGUGUCUAGUGACAGCACUUGAGUCUUUGCAUAUGCGAGGCAUUUUAUAUCGCGAUUUGAAACUAGAGAAUCUCGUGCUGGACGCUGCGGGAUACCUUAAGCUCAUUGAUUUUGGUCUAGCAAAGUCAAGUGAAACGGAGAAGAUUGUGCGAAGCUCGACGAUGUGUGGAAGUUUCGAGUUCAUGGCUCCUGAGAUUCUAAAGCAUGAAGUGUACGAUCAACGCGUGGAUCUGUGGUCGUUUGGAAUUCUUUUGUACGAAAUGUUGUUUGGGGUGACACCGUUCCAUCAUGCCAAUCACCGAGAACAAGGCCGACGCAUCCUUUCGGAACCUGUGCAUUUCCCGAGCAAAUACGAACAACAACACACAGCAGUCUGUUCUCUGAUCCAAAAUCUACUCGAGAAAGACCCAGCACAACGAAUUGCAACAUUUACUGACGUGAAAAAGACGGUAUUUUUUCGUACAUACUUCCCCUCUGCUCAAAGAUGGCAAGAACUCGAGGCACGAAAGACAGAGCCUCCAUUUGUUCCAAGACUAAAUGGUCUCUUCGAUACAAGUCUAUUUUUGCGUGUUUCAGAAGAACACAAAGGUAGUAUGUGCAGUGAUGCUGACUCGGACUUUGGUUUAUUCUAUUCUGAGGCAACACUUUCUGCAAGCAUGCUCAAAUUGACUUUGCUUUCAGCAAGAGACUGUGUCAUGAGUUGCCAAGCAGCAAAGCACCAUUGCAAUUCUGAUGCAAUGAUCUUUUCAGCAUUUAAAACGGAGUUUGACAUGGGUACUGGAUGUCAUAAGCGAAGGCUGACAGAGAUACCAGAUCAGACGACAAUGCUUUUUCAGUGCAACAAUCCAGAGCUUCAAACGUUAGCAGCUCAUGACUUCGACAUCAUUCGUGUGCUGGGCGUCGGGACGUAUGGUGUAGUGAAGCUGGCAAUGCACAAAUCUACUGGUAUUAGUGUUGCACUAAAGGUGUUGUCUAAAGAACAUGUGGUUGCAAUGCGUCAAGAGAAGCAUAUUUUGCGAGAGCGUACAGUGCACUUACAGAUGCAACAUCCGCUGAUUGCAAAGCUAUAUGGUACUUUUCAGGACGAUGAUUGUCUGUAUUUAGUGCUCGAGUACUUGCCAGGAGGGGAGAUAUAUAGCCUCGUAUACUCGCAUCGUGAAGACCAGGAAGAUGGCCCAAACGCUGUCAAGGCUGGUAAUUUAGAAUUUAAAGAUGACCCCAGCGAGCUCCGAUUACCCACGCCACCCAACGCACUGAACUCGAUGACGGACGGUAAUUUGGUGUCUAUUCAAUCUCAAACUCUUGAGGCACAUGAAAUUUCUAUUUUGCGCAACCACUUUGGUGGACUGAAGGAAGAGUACGCGAUAUUUUACUUGGGCUGCAUCUUGUGUGCUCUCGAGUAUCUACACGACCAAAAUUUGUUAUAUCGAGACCUGAAAUUGGAAAAUCUGGUGCUUGAUGAUGAGGGGUUUCUUAAAAUUCUUGAUUUUGGGUUCGCUAAGCUAGACGCACAACGUGCUGAAGAUACUGAUGAUUGCUGUGAACAAAGCCAGAACGCACGAAAUCUCACUUUGUGUGGUAGUAUGGAUUACAUGGCACCAGAAGUACUUCUUCGUCAGUCUCAUGAUCAUCGCGUGGAUAUUUGGUCGUUUGGUAUCAUCAUGUAUGAGCUUUUGCUUGGCGAAACCCCAUUUUAUCAUGAAAACCCACGCGAACUUGGUCGUAGAAUUACUCACGAUGAAGUGGAGUUUUCCAAUGAGUUUGAAGAGGAAUGUCCGCUAGCUUGUGACCUCAUUAAUCAGCUCUUGGUGAAGAAUCCGGAUGAAAGACUGUCUUCUGUCGAGAAGAUCAAGCAGCACAGUUUUUUCACACGUGUAUUUUCGUCCCCAGAGGACUGGCAGCAACUGGUCCUUCGUGAAUGCCCUGCACCUUUCAUUCCCAAGAUCAAUGGACCAUUUGACACAUCUUUUUUCCAGACAAUAGAUGAUGAGUCUCAAGAAGAGCUAAAUACUUGCGUGGAGCCUUAUUUUGAAGAUGGCACAAACAUCUUUCGCGAUUUUUAG
Molecule: messenger RNA, 2745 nt
Organism: Plasmopara halstedii
Lineage: Eukaryota; Oomycota; Peronosporomycetes; Peronosporales; Peronosporaceae
Product: agc protein kinase
Exons: 3
Coding region: 1-2745 (914 amino acids)
Biological process (GO): signal transduction; peptidyl-serine phosphorylation
Cellular component (GO): cAMP-dependent protein kinase complex
Molecular function (GO): cAMP-dependent protein kinase activity; ATP binding
Source: RefSeq, a predicted model, not a curated record